CGGGGCCAAGGGGCUCGCGGGCUCUUUUUAACCCCAGGCCGGGGCUGGUCCCUUUCCCGCCUCCGCCUCCUCCUCCUCCGCCUCCUCCUCCUCCUCCUCGCCGGUGUGCCGCGCUGCAGCGCGGGUGGGCGGCGUCGGCGUCCUGAGGAGCUCGCCUUUGAAGAAGAUUCCAGUCUUGUGACCCACAGUACUUGAUCUUCUGAGGAAAGUCCGAUCUACUGUGCCGUCACCAAAGAACAUGGAGAAGUUGAUGUCAGAAAGGCCUGUUUCUGUGUCUAAGGAUGAAAUGCCUAGACGUCCUCCCCACCAGAAGCCAGAUAUGAACUCAUGCCCUCAUGCACCUGGCAAAUAUUUCCUCCCUGGUGGGAUGGACAAUGAGAACUGCAAGUCUAAUGACAAGGAAAGGGAGUGGAUCCGCCCUGAUACACCUAGCAAAUGCACAUGGAAGCUUGGGAAACCCAUCUCUGCCUCCCCCCAUCGUCAUACCACUCUGCCAGAGCCUCUGAAAAUCUUGCCAAGCAUCCUCGAUAAAGUUGGCGAUACACCCUUGGUGCGAAUCAACAAGAUUGGGAAGCAGUAUGGGCUCAAGUGUGAACUCUUGGCAAAAUGCGAGUUCUUCAAUGCUGGAGGCAGUGUGAAGGACCGAAUCAGCCUGAGGAUGGUGGAGGAUGCUGAAAAAGCUGGGAUCUUGAAGCCUGGGGACACUAUCAUAGAGCCAACCUCUGGAAACACAGGAAUUGGGCUGGCCUUGGCUGCAGCAGUUAAGGGCUACCGCUGUAUCAUUGUGAUGCCAGAGAAAAUGAGCAUGGAGAAGGUGGAUGUCCUGAGAGCUCUGGGUGCUGAGAUUGUGAGGACCCCAACUACUGCUAGAUUUGAUUCUCCGGAAUCUCACGUGGGAGUAGCAUGGAGACUGAAAAAUGAAAUCCCCAAUGCACAUAUACUAGACCAGUACCGUAAUGCCAGCAACCCCCUGACGCACUAUGACACCACAGCUGAAGAGAUCCUGCAGCAGUGCGAAGGAAAAAUAGACAUGCUGGUGGCUACGGCUGGCACCGGAGGUACCAUCACCGGCAUCUCCAGAAAGCUAAAGGAAAAGUGUCCAGGUUGCAAAAUUAUAGGUGUUGAUCCUGAAGGCUCCAUCCUUGCUACACCAGAAGAACUGAAUAAGACUGACAAGACAAUGUAUGAAGUGGAAGGAAUUGGAUAUGAUUUUGUCCCCACAGUGUUGGAUAGAUCUACAGUGGACCAGUGGUACAAGAGCAAUGACGAGGAGUCGUUUACUUUUGCGCGCAUGCUGAUCCGAGAGGAAGGACUGCUGUGUGGUGGCAGCUCAGGCAGUGCCAUGUCUGUAGCUGUGAAGGCAGCCAAAGAGCUGAAGGAAGGUCAGCGCUGUGUUGUUAUCCUCCCUGACUCUAUCCGGAACUACAUGUCCAAGUUCUUGAGUGACAAAUGGAUGUUUCAGAAAGGGUUCAUGAAAGAAGACGACCUUGUCAAAAAGCCUUGGUGGUGGAACAUCAGUGUUCAGGAACUCAAACUCUCUGCCCCUCUGACUGUGCUUCCAACUGUUACCUGUGCAAAGACUGUUGAAAUUCUCCGGGAGAAGGGAUUCGACCAGGUACCAGUUGUUGAUGAAUCUGGAGUGAUUUUAGGCAUGGUUACCCUGGGUAACAUGCUUUCUUCACUGCUUGCUGGAAAAGUUCAGCCUUCUGAUGAAGUCAGCAAAGUAAUCUACAAGCAAUUUAAACAGACAGAUAAUCAAGCAUCAGGUGGAAAUGUGAUAAACCUGAAAGACAACCUGGGGAAACUCUCUCAUAUCCUGGAAAUAGACCACUUUGCUCUAGUGGUUCAUGAACAAAUUCAAUAUCACACUGAUGGUUCCUCCAGUAAGCGGCAAAUGGUGUUCGGCAUCGUUACAGCCAUCGACCUGCUUAACUUUGUGACUGCACGAGAACGGGAAAGAAAGUCCAAUUAACGUCAAGUAGCAAUGUGGAGCCUCUUCAACAACAUUUUGCAAUCUCUAACAAAGAAUCAGGUUUAUUUCGUAGGUAUAAUUGUCUGUCCUUAGGGUGUUGUUUUGGUUUUUUUUAAGUUCUGAAAAUAAGCAGUUAUCUAUCCUGGUGUUAGCUAUACAGCCAGUGCAUUUUGCGGUAUUGCACAGGUUCUGAGUACUUGUUUCUUAAUCAGGUUAGACAUAUUUCUUAUCAAGACAAUUUAUUUUUUUACCGAUAUAUAUGUGUAAAAAAUAUUGCCUAAAUUAACUGGUAUAUUCCUUACUUGUUACGUCUGAAGUCUGGCUUUCCAAAACACUGUUUCAGAUUCAUAUAAUGUGUUGAAAUAAAGAGUUACUGAAAAAUGGGCCCAAGAGAGCUCUGGAAAGUUUUGGACUAUUUGUUUGGGUUUUUUUUUUGUGCAAGGGUGUUAAGUUAGACAAUACCUGUGUGGAGACAAAAACAGAUCUGGGGCAUGGAGAGAAAAAAAGGGGAAUUUCCCUUUCGGUGACAUCAGUGUAAAACAGGAGGAAAUCCGGAGGACUAGAUUUGAGGCUUGAUUCAACCAGCCGCUCUGAGGAAAAACUGACUUGAGUGGAAGCCUGACAAUGAAGUGAUAAACAUAAACUAAUGCCUUUGUUUUGCACAGUGUACCAGCUUUCACUGCAAAGGCAGACUUUUCUUUUUUCUCCCCAAUUGUAAGCACAAUUGAAAAGAUAAAAACGUAAGAUCAAGCUUCUUGCCUAAAGGUUUUGAAAAUCACACUGUUUUAUCUAGUACCUUUUGCUUCAGCUUCACACCCUCUUAUUCAUCUUAAAGUGCUGCUUUUUAUACCUGUUUUAGAAGAGCCAAAGGUAAUCUGUCGAGAGCUGUAAACUCUUUCAAGUCCUGUUCAAGUGCUCCUACACUGUAGUGCCUUAUUCCAGGAGAAAAACCCUACUAUUAAUCGAAUUCACUGUAGCCAAGCUUGGAAGUAAGUGGCAAACAUGGUCUGGGCUGGUACUGUCAAGAGUACAUGAAUAACGUGAAGUAGGUGUGUGCAGAUACAGCUAUUCACUGCUGCUGUACCUCUGGAUUCUUCAGUAGUGUUUGACUUGCAUAGCCGUGGCAGAGGUUGGCACUCACAGCCCCAUCCAUACACAGCUGUGCUCAGGCUACCGGCUGCUGUAAGUGGGAACGAUGAGUGGAAUCACCCUGUGGUUACAGGAGAAAAGUAGCUGUUCUUCAUCUUCAUAAAGACCAAUGUAAUCAUCUUCUGACUGGCCUUUUGCCAAGAAUGAAGUUUUCAAUCAGUAAGAGGGACACUUCUCUUAGCUUGUCUCUCUUUCCACUGAAGUAGAAAAAUACUACUUAGGCUGGGGCUAUUGCUGAUAGGAUAGCAAAGUUGUUUGUGGUUUUUUUUUGUUUUUUUUUUUUAAAAAACAAGCUGAAGGGAGUUGCGAGUCAGCUAAGAGAAAAGGGGUUAUUUAAAAAAUCGCAUUUACUACCUCCUGUAUAUGGAUUUCUUUCUACCUUGCUGGCCUUCCUGUGGCAGUGGAAUUUGCUGUACGUUUUGGAAGUGUGUGCUCAGAGGCGUCUGUGUCACUGAUGGUGGCAGGGAGGGGUUGCUUAAGUAUUUGGGAUUUUCUCCUUUUCUUUUUGUGCCUGUAAAAGCUCCAUGUCCCAGCCUAACUGAAUUCAGCAAGAAAUAUGAGGAGGGUAGAAUGAGAUCCCCAAAGUUGCUUUUCAGAACUGCAGUAUAGGAGGGAAGUUACAGUUGGGGCAGCAGAAGAUUAAUGCGUAGCUUUACCUGUGACACAGAACAGUGUAAAGAUUUUAAUUUGCUUUUUUUAGUUUACUGUUCAUAGAUUAAUCUCUGUAGGGUCAUGAAAUCAGGUAGUAUUGCUGACUAAGAAAGAAGGGGUGGUUAGAGCUGGUAGGGAAGAAGGAAUGUGAGUCUAAAGCAAUCAAAGUAAGCCAAAGUAUCAAAGAAAUCCACCUGCGCUGCUCUGCUUGUGCAGUUUGUUAAGAGCAGGAGCCGUCUCCUCUUCUACGCUGGUACAAGGAGAGGAUGGUGGCCACCAGCCACUCUUACAGACAGUAGCAACCCUGUUUGACCAGAGGAAUUGGUGAAAUAGAUGGAGUUGCUAAAUGACUGAAAAACUUUCCAGAGCUCUUCCCUGUAGUAGGGAUGAAGGCAGCAAAGAGAAGGGGACAGAGAAGUUUCUCUGAUGUAAAAGCUUGAGCGUGAUGCUUUUUUGCCUAUGUGAGAAUGUUGUUACUAUCCUGGGCCUGGUUUGUAGCAGUAGGGCUGGAUUAACGCUGGGCUUAUCUCUUUGUUUCAAAUACUCUGAGGGCCAAGGAAGACAUUGCAGUUUGUUCGUUUGGUCUUUACCCUGAAAUUCAAGUCCAGAGCUUGAACAGAACUGUAUUUUUUUUUUUUUUUCCCAAAGUGGGUGCCUUGCAUCUUCUGUUUACCUGUGCUGGUUAUGCAAGUGCUGACUAAGCCUGGAAACUAUUUUGCACAUGGAUAUUUUUAUCAAGAAUUUGUGCUGUAUUUGUUUGUCACUGUAAGAGAAUAUCAGUCCUUUUGGUGUAAUGUUGUCUCUGCAAAAAUCAUAGAGUGGUUUGGGUCACAGGGACCUUAAAGAUCAUCUAGUUCCAGCCCCCCUGCCAUGGGCAUUCCCACUAGACCAGGCUGCUCAAAGCCCCAUCCAGCCUGGCCUUGAACACCUCCAGGCAUGGGGCAUCCACAGCUUCUCUGGGCAACUUUAUUUUCUCACCUGAAGACAAUUAUCCAGUAAAAUCUGUAUAAUAUUUUGCAAGCAAUUAUCAGGUGAUGACUUAAGGAUCACUUUGAAGUCAUUGCAUCCCCUACUACUUCCCGCUUCUUCCAUGAGCUGUGGCUGACUUGAACUCUGUCUAGCUGAGGUUCAUCUAAGCAGCCAGACCAGUCUCAUCUGCCCACCAGGGUAGUCGCUAAAUGGUUUCUGAAAACAUCUGCUUGCUGUUACGAAUUUCACACAACAUGCUCACUGUCAGGAGUCACCUGGCAUUGCCACUGCCAUCCAACACUUUCUUACUGCAUAGCGGCAACAUGCUACUGUGACAAAGGGAAGACUUCUUAUGCUUUAAGAAGCUGGGAAAAAUCAAUACUAUGUAUGUGCUGUGUUUAUUGCACAAAUGUUCACAAAUGUACAAUAUAAAGAGUUCAAUAAAAGCUGUUU
Chroicocephalus ridibundus (black-headed gull) is the source of this 5194-nucleotide messenger RNA. Its product is annotated as cystathionine beta-synthase-like protein. The record is from RefSeq and is a predicted model, not a curated record. Gene Ontology annotation, cellular component: cytoplasm. The coding region runs from base 239 to 1972 and encodes 577 amino acids. The transcript has 18 exons. Gene Ontology annotation, molecular function: cystathionine beta-synthase activity. Lineage: Eukaryota; Metazoa; Chordata; Aves; Charadriiformes; Laridae.